This is a messenger RNA of Colletotrichum siamense, 966 nucleotides long. RefSeq lists its product as uncharacterized. The coding region runs from base 1 to 966 and encodes 321 amino acids. Lineage: Eukaryota; Fungi; Ascomycota; Sordariomycetes; Glomerellales; Glomerellaceae. The record is from RefSeq and is a predicted model, not a curated record. The transcript has a single exon.
AUGUCCUCUUCCAUUCUUUUCGCCACCGGCCUGCUCGCCGGUGUGGCUCAGGCCUACACCCAGGUCAACGUCGCCACUCCUUUCAUGACCAAGAACAUUGAUCCCAUCGUCUUCCCGGGCCAGUACGACAAGUCUCACUUGCACUCUUUCUUCGGCUCCGACGCCGUCACCAUCAACACCAAGACCAGCGCCGAGCUUCAGAAGGGCUGCACCAACGCCGAGAACCCCAACGAUCUCUCCGUCUACUGGAUCCCCACGCCGCUCUACACCACCGACGGCGGCAAGACCUACGAGCCCAUGCCCGUCUCGCGCUUCAGCGCCUACUACAACCUCGGCGAGACCCCUGCUGAGGUCGCCAUUCCCCAGAACCUGCAGAUGGUCGCCGGCGAUGCUACCGCCAUGACCGAGUCUGCCAUGCCCGCCGAUGCCCAGGUCUCAUGGGCCUGCGAGAACGGCGGCGGCGGCUCCCUCGACGCCAACGGCUUCCCCAGCUCGACCUGCGGCACCCACCUGCAGCAGCUCCUCUACUUCCCCCAGUGCGUCAACGUCGACACCCUCGAGACCGGCUACAAGACCAAGCGCGGAGGCUCCUGCCCCAGCGGCAUGAAGUCCAUGCCCCAGCUGCGCUUCUCCAUCCGCUACGAUCUCCGCAAGGUCCUCCCCGACGGCUGGUCCGGUACUGCUCCCUUCAAGCUUGCCUGCGGUCCCGCCUGGUGCUCCCACGGUGACUUCAUCAACGGCUGGACUGAGGAGGCCGCUACCAACAUGAUCGCCACCACCAACGAGAAGCAGAAGUUCUCCGCCGUCAACGGCAAGCUUGGCAACUACAACGCCGGUGCCACCUGCAAGGCCACCGACGCCGACCCCUCCCACGGCACCAGCGACUACGCCGAGAGCGUCAAGGCCAUGUCCAAGCGUGAGGUUGAGGCCUUCGGCUGGGCUUCCAAGUCCCGCUUCGUCCAGUAA